Molecule: messenger RNA, 195 nt
Organism: Stereum hirsutum FP-91666 SS1
Lineage: Eukaryota; Fungi; Basidiomycota; Agaricomycetes; Russulales; Stereaceae
Exons: 2
Coding region: 1-195 (64 amino acids)
Source: RefSeq, a predicted model, not a curated record
AUGGAGAACGACAAUCUGACCCUGGUAGCUGGCUCUAUCGACUCGCACAGACGAUCUCACUAUGACCUGGUAUCUAAUUUGAUGCGAAACCAUCCACUCGCUGUCGAGAACGACGAUCUGAAACCCGGUGAGUAUCCGCCCACGAAGUCUACAAUCCCUCGUUCUCGGUCAAACGACCGUGCGUUCUCCAAAUAG